Mesitornis unicolor (brown roatelo) is the source of this 1772-nucleotide messenger RNA. RefSeq names its product ceruloplasmin-like. The annotation marks the transcript as partial. The transcript is spliced from 10 exons. Gene Ontology annotation, cellular component: membrane. NCBI's taxonomy places the organism in Eukaryota, Metazoa, Chordata, Aves, Mesitornithiformes, Mesitornithidae. The record is from RefSeq and is a predicted model, not a curated record. Gene Ontology annotation, molecular function: copper ion binding.
AUGGCAUUGGAAACAUGUGGAAGCUGCUUGAGUUGUCUGCUGGUGCCACUUGCGCUCUGGAGCAUCGUUGUUAACAUCCUGCUGUACUUCCCAAACGGGAAAACUGCACACGCUGACAGUUACCAGCUCCCCAACUACGUGUGGUAUUUUGAAGGGAUCUGUUUCUCAGGUGUGAUGAUUCUUCUGCUGGCCGCGGUUCUCAUCGCGCUGGAGUGCAACGUGUUCUACCGGUGCUGCCAGAGCGAGAGCUGCAACAAAACCUACAGGAGUUUUAUUUCAAUUGUGCUAGCCCUACUUGGAGUUGCUUUCUCUGGAUACAGCUGCAUCGUUUUUACCUUGGGGUUGAUCCAAGGCCCCUUCUGCAAUUCCGCAGGUGGAUGGGAUUACAUCUUCAGAGACACCGCUGGAGGGUACCUCACAGAUUACUCUGCGUGGUUUCAGUGCACCGAACCUGCUAACAUAGUGGAGUGGCACAUCAUUUUACUGUCAGUUCUGAUAGCGCUCAGUGGGCUGCAGGUGAUCAUCUGUUCCCUCAAGGUGGCUGCUGAGUUGAAACGGACCCUCUGUGGGACCUACUCUGUUUUUGUCCAGGUAACAAAAUAUCUGAGCCGAGUCGGGGCAGUGAGCAGGGAGUACUACAUCGGCAUUACAGAGGCAGCGUGGAACUACGCGCCGGGCAGCACCGACAUCAUCUCUGGACAGCUCUUUGCAGAAGAAGAGCAGGCUGGAGUCUUUCUCAACAGUGGACCACAGAGGAUAGGAAGCACUUACAAGAAGGCUGUCUACACCCAGUACACCAACCAUUUAUACAAUGUGAGAGUUGACAAACCUUCUUGGCUGGGCCUUUUAGGCCCUAUCAUUAAGGGAGAAGUUGGAGAUUCCAUUAUUAUUCACUUGAAAAACUUUGCUUCCAGAAGCUACACGCUGCAUCCGCAUGGCGUAACAUACACAAAAGAAAAUGAAGGUGCUUUUUAUCCCGACAACACCAAAGAUGUGCAAAAGAAAGACGAUGCAGUGGAGCCUGGAGCCCAGUACACGUACAAAUGGAACGUGACAGAAGACCACGGUCCCGCUGCAGGAGAUGCUGACUGCAUAACCAGGGUCUACCACUCCCAUGUAGAUGCUCCAAGAGAUGUUGCCUCAGGACUCGUUGGGCCUUUAAUAAUUUGCAGGAAAGGUACAAUGAAUAAGAGCAGUGAUAAACACUUUGAUGCUGAAUUUAUCCUUAUGUUUUCUGUGAUGGAUGAAAAUCUCAGUUGGUAUCUAGACGAUAAUAUCCGGACAUACUGUUCUGAGCCUUCCGAAGUUGACAAAGACAAUGAGGACUUCCAGGAAAGCAAUAAAAUGCACUCAAUCAAUGGGUACAUGUAUGGAUACCUUCCAGACCUCACAAUGUGUGUGGAAGAUAAGGUGAAAUGGCAUCUUUUUGGCAUGGGUAAUGAAGCUGAUAUCCAUUCAGCCUACUUCCAUGGACAGACCUUAAUAGAAAGGCAUCAUCGAGUUGACACCAUCAACCUCUUCCCAGCAACGUUUAUUGAUGCUGUCAUGGUCCCAAGGAGUCCCGGGGAAUGGCUGCUCAGCUGCCAAGUGAACGACCAUAUCGAAGGUGGUAUGCAAGCCCUUUUUAAAGUGCAAGAUUGUAGUAAAUCCACACCAGAUCACAGUGAGAGUACAAAGAUAAGAGAGUACUUCAUUGCUGCCGAAGAGAUCAUCUGGAAUUAUGGCCCAUCUGCAAUGAACCAUUUUACAGGACAAGAAUUAAUCGCUGACAG